Talaromyces proteolyticus is the source of this 1377-nucleotide messenger RNA. RefSeq lists its product as uncharacterized. Gene Ontology annotation, molecular function: ubiquitin protein ligase activity. Lineage: Eukaryota; Fungi; Ascomycota; Eurotiomycetes; Eurotiales; Trichocomaceae. The coding region runs from base 123 to 1235 and encodes 370 amino acids. The transcript has a single exon. The record is from RefSeq and is a predicted model, not a curated record.
GCACCUGUGGCUUUGAAGGUUAUAUAGUGGUCGGAUGUUUCUCGCAAUAAUGGGUUUGUUCCAUCAGAAUAGAUACUCAUUCCAUCUUAUAUCUACUAGACAGAUUUUAUACAUCAAUUACAAUGCCUCGCCCGUCAACUGUAUGUGACUUAUCAGCCAUCAUCGGUGUUUGGCCUGGUGACGAUCACCACUGCACCGGAAUCGCAACUACCCAACACCGUCGAUGCCGAUUGACCACCAAUGCACGAAAUCGUUCCGCGGCGUGUUCACUCAUCGAUGAGGGAAGCGCUCUGCUGGCCUCUGGUGAAGAGUGUAUCGACGAUAUCUUAGAAGAGCUGGCACCACUUACUCUGUGCGUUCGCUGGCAUCAAUAUCAAGCUAGUGGAGUCGCAAGCCAGUGGUCAGAGAAGGUAGACAAAUUCGUACAGAGACGCCGAGCUUCUUCGACAAGGAGAACCGGAGGACGUCGCUCAUCAGACAGACGGUCUAGUCCGAACACAGGACAUGGAGAUCAAGGAUACCAAUUCUUUUUCGGGGGGCCAAUUCAGAUACAAUUCCAGCAAAACAAUAUUUUCUUCAAUAUCGGUUCGCAUGAUGCCAGUCCUGAUGUUGUAUCUGGAAGCGCGAGCGCCGGACGAACGAGCACAUCAACAGCGAUCAACUCUCCAUCAAGCCAGAUCAGAACGUCAUCAACGGCACUGGCCCGUAGCACCCAGCAAGUGUCUCCGACAACAAGGGUAGCUACAUCUAGGAGUGGCGCCGCAACAAACACCACCACACCAAGACAGAGGCAGAUAGCAGCUGCGGCAACAACAACCACUCCGCGCCGUUUACCAGCACCAAGUAGACAAAGAACAACCACUGUCACCCGGAAACCUAUUGAAGGAGAAUGUGGAAUUUGCUAUCGCUCAAUAUUCGGUGAUCGUGAGGAUGAUGAUUCUGAAGUUGACGAUGAUUCUGAAGAUGACGAUGAUUAUAAAGAUGACGAUGAUUCUGAAGAUGAUGAUGAUUAUAAAGAUGAUGAUUCUGAAGACGACGAUGAUUAUUCUGAUGAGUCAGAGUCGGAAUCGGAGUCGGGCAUAACCCCAAGAACACCCCAGGAACCUCUGGUCUGGUGCAAAGCCCAGUGUGGACAAAAUUAUCAUAAAAGCUGCAUGGAUUUGUGGAUUCACUCAUGCGCGGAUAGCUCGCGUGCAGCUACUUGUCCGACAUGCAGGGCCAGAUGGAGACAAUAGUUAUUUACCUGAAUUACCGUUUUGUGUUUCAUUUAGGCUUCGUGCGGAGGAUGGCGUUUAGACACUACGAUUAUCUGCUUAGAAUUGUGAUGCCUAUGUUUAUUUAUCGAUUUAGAAAUUUCAUUUUGAACUCUUGAUUAAA